Messenger RNA from Prunus mume (Japanese apricot), 892 nucleotides. The record is from RefSeq and is a predicted model, not a curated record. Lineage: Eukaryota; Viridiplantae; Streptophyta; Magnoliopsida; Rosales; Rosaceae.
AUGGUGGCACCACCACCUCUCACCACCAAGCCACCUACCGGACCUGCGGCCGGAUCUAGCAACCUUCGUGGCACCACCAUCGAGCAUGGUGGAACCUCCCAUCAAGGUGGGCUCGUUACCACCACUGACUUAGGCCCGGUCUUGGAGCAACUUCAAGCAUUCCCUCCAUUGCCUCCACGCUCGAUGUACGCUCUUGCAUACACCUCCAAUGAAACCCUAGCCUGUGUUUGCUUAGUUUCUGCUACACUUCCUCAUGAAAUAUUGGAGAUGACCAACAAGUUUAUGACUGACCCUGUGAGGAUACUUGUCAAACGUGAUGAAUUGACUUUGGAGGGAAUCAAGCAAUUUUUCUUCUCGGUUGAAAGAGAAGAGUGGAAGUUUGAUGCAUUAUGUGAUCCCUAUGAGACUCUUACAAUUACACGAGCUGUUAUUUUCUGCAACACAAAACGAAAGGUGGACUGGCUCACCGAAAAGUUGAGGAGUAAUAACUUUACUGUGUCUUCAAUGCAUGGAGACAUACCUCAGAAGGAGAGAGAUGCUAUUACCCAAGAGUUUCGCAGUGGCAAUUCUCGUGUCCUCAUCACAACAGAUGUUUGGGCACGAGGCCUUGACCUUUUUCAGGUUUCCUUGGUUAUCAAUUUUGAUCUUCCAAACACUCGAGAGCUGUAUAUUCAUCGGAUUGGUCGUUCUGGUCGUUUUGGGCGCAAGGGUGUGGCAAUAAACUUUGUCAAAAGCGACGAUAUAAAGAUCUUAAGAGACAUUAAACAGUACUACAGCACCCAGAUUGAUGAAAUGCCGAUGAACGUUGCAGAUUUGAUAUGACAUCUCUGUUGCUAAUUUGUAUACUAGCAGAAGCUAGAACUUUUAGAAGUUAAAUUUUUGUUUAGGCUAG